Messenger RNA from Phragmites australis (common reed), 5212 nucleotides. RefSeq lists its product as uncharacterized. Lineage: Eukaryota; Viridiplantae; Streptophyta; Magnoliopsida; Poales; Poaceae. The record is from RefSeq and is a predicted model, not a curated record. Gene Ontology annotation, cellular component: nucleus. The coding region runs from base 410 to 4645 and encodes 1411 amino acids. The transcript is spliced from 4 exons.
GGUGCGAGGUUCGAGUUGGCGAUUGCGCUCUUAUUCGGGCUGUUGAUGGUCCUCCAUUCAUUGGAUUGAUACGUUGGAUUGAGAAAAAAGAAGAAGGCCAUCCCAAAUUACGCGCUAGUUAGCUUUAUAGACCUGCCGACGUGAAGCUUAACGAGGGCAUACAAGUUAACGCUUAACCAAACGAGAUCUUCUUCUCUUUCCACCAGGCGAAACAUCUGCUGUUUUUCUGCUGCACCCUUGUAAAGUUGCCUUUUUACGUAAAGGUGUUGAGCUGCCAGCUGGAAUUUCUUCAUUUGUAUGUUGGCACGUAUAUGAUAUUGACAAGUGUUUUUGGUGGCUUACUGACCAGGAUUAUAUUAAUGAACGGCAGGAAUAAGUAAAUAGGCUUCUAUACAGAACAAGGUUAGAAAUGCAUGCCGCAGUGCAGUCAGGUGGGCGCUCACCAAAGAGAUUAAAUGGUCCAUCAGCUUCCCAGCAACUGAAGACUGCUUCAGAUGGUACACAAAAUUGUGGUUUAUCUAAAGGAAAGAAGAGAGAUAGAGGUGAGCAAAGAAUUGAUCCAGCGAAGCGGGAUCGAGAUCGCCUACUUAAGGUCGACGACAGUGACCCUGGAAACUUUAAAAUGAAUGAUAUGAAGUCUGAAAUAGCAAAGAUAACAGAAAAAGGUGGACUUGCAAACACAGAAGCAGUUGACAAGCUAGUUCGUCUUAUGCAGCUUGAUCGAACUGAACAAAAGAUAGACCUUGCUGGUCGGGUUAUACUUGCUGAUGUUAUUACUGCUACAGAAAGUCCUGAUUGUCUUGGCAGAUUUGUGCAAUCAAGGGGUCUGCCAGUGUUGGAUAGUUGGCUUCAAGAGGCUCACAAAGGGAAGUCGGGUGAUGGUAGUAGUCCUAAAGAAGCUGAUAAGCCUAUUGAGGAACUUCUCUUGGCCCUGCUUCAUGCACUAUCUAAAUUGCCUAUUAAUCUCAGUGCAUUGCAAAGUUGUAGUAUUGGGAAGUCUGUCAAUCAUCUGCGUGGCCAUAAAAAUUUGGAGAUUCAGAAGAAGGCUAAGUGUCUUGUUGAGAACUGGAAGAAGCGUGUUGACGCUGAAAUGAAGUCAAAUGAUGCGAAACCUGUAGUAUCAGGUCAAUCUGUUUCCUGGCCAGGAAAAGCGGGGUUCCCAGAAAUUUCUAAUGCAGGAAACAAACGAGGUGACUCAAGUGAGCACAGUCCAAAAAAUCCAGUGCCCAAUGUUUCUUCAUCAAAAGUUUUGACUGAUAAACCUGGGGGCACUGAUGCUGUUGUGAAGUUGAAUCUUGUGGUAUCUGUCUCUUCAAAAUUACAACAUAUGCAACCAGCAAAUGUUGCCACCAACUUGAAGGACCAGCCCUGCAAAUCAACUGGUGGGACUGGUGGUUCUGAACUCCCUACUGUGAAAGAGGAGAAAAGCAGCAGUUCAAGCCAAUCACUGAACAACAGCCAGUCAUGCUCUAGUGAUCAUGCAAAAACAAUUGGUUCUUCUUGGAAGGAGGAUGCAAGAAGUUCAACUGCUGCAUCUGGUGGUGCUAGCAAAACUUCUGGAAGUUUGUCACGGGGCCAUCGAAGGGCAAACAAUGGGCUUGUUUCAGGGAACCUGAAGGAAGCUUCCACAAGAUCUGUCUCUCUUGAUCGUUCUUUGUUGCCGGAUAAAUCAUCUCAAUCUGGAACAGCCUCUGAGAAAGGAAUCGAUACACCGUCUGAUGACGGAAAUCGUCAUAGAUUGAUUGUUCGGUUUCCAAAUCCCGGUCGUAGUCCUGCUAGAAGUGCAAGCGGAGGCUCUUUUGAGGACCCAUCUGUUACAGGGGGUAGAGCUUCAUCUCCCGUGGUUGUAGAUAAACACGAGCAGACUGAUCGCAGAGUAAAAAUGAAGACUGAAAGUUCUCAGCCUCAUUUAGCUUCUGAUGCUAAUGUCGAGUUGUGGCAUAGCAAUGAUAUAAAAGGAGCUGCAGGUUCCGAGGAAGGUGACAAAUUACCAUGUGCUAUAUUGGAUGAUGAUAACAGCAGGACACCUGAAGAUGCCGGUAAGGAUGCAUGUGCAUCACAAGUUGCAUGUUCAUCCUAUAUGAACGAAAAAGGCGUCUGCUCAAGUGAAACAAGGGCAGGAGGCUCAUUUAGCCCAAUGAAUGCUCUGAUUGAAAUCAAGUACUCCGAAGCUAGUCGUUCCUUGCAAGCUGGAGAUGAUACAGCAAUGAAUCUUCUUGCUAGUGUGGCAGGAGAAAUAUCUAAAUCUGAAAUGGUUUCCCCAUCUUGUUCACCCAAAAGUUCAUCUGCGAAUAAAGAGGUCUGUGAAGGUGACAACAUUGGGAAGUUUAAAGCAGAAUGUGAUGUGAGCCCAUCACAGGAUCCAGGGCCAACGGAUGUUAAGAAAGUCAUUGUGGCGAAGGAAGUGAAAAAUGACGCUUGUUUGGUUGCAAAGGAGGAACGAUGCCAUACUGUGCCAUCUCCUGAGCCAGCAGAUUCUAAAGCAGUUGGAUCUUCAGCCAAGAUUGAAAUCCGUGAAGAUUGGAAAUGUUCCUCUCUACCUGCUUCAGUUGAUUCACAAGGUGAAGAUUGGAAUGCAUGUACUGUUCGUGGGAAAGCUGAAGAUGGUUGUACAGCCAAGUCCGGUGCUGUCGAAUCUACAUUGGGCGGCUACUGUAGCUUGGUUGUUUCAAAUAGAAAUUCAAGAUUGAUCCUUGCUGGGGAAUCUUCAUUAUGUGCUGCUGAUAAACGAGUCCAGGGUUUGUUAAAGUCAACCAAUCAGAAGCAACUUCUGGGUGUAUCGGACCUCCCAGGAGCCAUUGAUAGAUGUGACAGUACAGCUGGUAAAAUAGAUUUGAAGGUUGUAGAGUUGAUAAAAGCUGAUGCUUUGGGGGAUGGCAGCACAGUGCAGAAAAAGGAUGAAAAGAAGGAACAUUCCUCUUCCUCUCUGGCUGAUGAUAACAAACUAGUUGUAUCAGCAGCAUCCCCACUUGGUGUGGCAAAUGUGAUUAAGGAGAUUAAAGAAUCAAAAGACAGUUCUGGUGAAUCGAGUAGUCAUGUAAAAUCUGAAGGUAUCAUUUCUCAGCAAAGUGAGCAUAGUGCAAAGCACAGUUCGAAGAAAUACAGCGACGGUGCAAGCAGAAAAGAGGAUGGAAAAGAAGACGUUGUCUCAUCAGAUGAGGGUUCUUCUCUAGCUGCUAAGGCCAAGUCAAGUGCUACAGCCAAGCUUGACUUUGACUUGAAUGAAGGAAUAUCUGGGGAUGAUGGGCGUCAGUCUGAGCCAACUAUCUCACCCAUUAUAUGUUCCUCUGCAAUUCAUUUACCUUGUCUUUCGCCAUUCACUUUGCCUAUUGCAGGUGGUUUGCUGCCAGCUCCAAUAACAGUAGCUGCUCCAGCUAAAGGAUGCUUUGUUCCUCCUGAAAACCUACUAAGAGCGAAGCCUGAGACCAGGUGGAAAGGUUCAGCAGCUACAAGUGCAUUCCGUCCUGCCGAACCAAGGAAGAUUUUAGAGAUGCCCCUCGCCACACGUGACAUUCCAGUAUCUGACGCUGCAGGGGAGCAGUCUCGCCACCCGCUUGACAUUGAUUUGAAUGUAGCAGAUGACCAAGUUCUUGAGGAAUAUGUUUCACAGAGUUCUGCUCAGACAACUUGUUCUGAAUCCGGAAAUACAAGAAGUCGUGAUGGCUCUUUACGAAAUGCUGGCAUUGAGCUUGAUUUGAACAGAACUGAUGAAGUUGCAGAGAAUGGCCAAUUUACACUAAAUACUUCGUGCAGAGCUGAAGUCCCACUGUUACCGGCAAGACCGUUGCCUGGGGUUUUCUCUAAUAGUGGUAUGAAUAGCUUGAGGGACUUUGAUCUGAAUAACAGACCAAGCCUUGAUGAAGCUGGCACAGAACCUGCACCAAGGAACCUAUCAGCUAAAAAUACAGGCAGUAUACAAUUCCUACCUCAAGUUCCUGGCGUUAGGAUGAAUAAUUCUGCAAUGAGUAAUAUAUCACCAUGGUUUUCCUCUGCCAACCCUUGUGCUCCUGUAGCUGUACAAUCGUUUUUUCCUGCUAGAGGAGAACAUCCUUACCCUAUUGAGGUAGCACCUGGAGCCCAGAGGAUUAUUGUGUCUACAGCUGAUGGUGGCCAAUUUGGAGGUGAUUCCUUCAGGGCUCCAGUUAUUUCAACAUCACCAACGAUGAUGUUUCACCCACCUGCAUAUCGAUAUGCAGGAUUCCCUUUUACUUCCAGUGUUCACCUUCAAACACCAGGAUUUUCAAUUGGAUCAACAGCAUUUGCCAAUUCUGUGCCUGCAGGAGUUCCUUAUUUCCCUACCAUUUCCCCUUCUCUUGUUGGGCCAACAGGUGCAUUACCUGCCCAACACUCAAGGCAAUAUGCAAUGAAUCUUCCAGAAGGUAGCAGCAACAGUGGACGUGACAGUAAUCGUAAAUGGGAAAGUCAAGGCUUUGAUCUUAAUUCUGGCCCUGGAAGUAUAGAUGUAGAAGGAAAGGAUGAACGGGUACCUUUACCAGUUAGACAAAAUUUGAUCACACCCCCACGUGCCUUUGUGGAGGAGCAAGGAAGAAUCUACCAAAUGCCAGGUGUAGGAACAAAGAGAAAGGAACCUGAUGGCAUUUGGGACACAGAAAGAUCUACAUACAAACAAUUAUCAUGGCAAUGAGAACCCUUCAGGAGAUCUUCACACUGGCUUGUGUGCCCUGUGAGCAUAGGUAACUGCUUGUAGAACUUGGGCGCUGUAUUCUUCCGUUGCUGGACUAUAACUUACAUGGAUUCAUCCCAGCAAUGAUGGUGCGGGAUUGUGAGAGGAAACAAAAGUUUGCUGUAAUUGUUGUAAAUGUUCAUCAUACAUCAUGCUUUCAUUAAUUUUCCUAGACUUGAGCAGUUGCUUUGCUAGUUUUCUUAGCUGUUAGGGUCUCUUCUAAUUUACUCUGGUGGGUAUGGCUUUGUAGAUGCAAUUGUUGCGAUCCUGAGCCUCUUCAUACAUCUGGAGCCACUGUAAUUAGUCCGUGCUGUUUGUUCUUUAUAAAAUGCUGAGCACAUCUUGCAGCUUUACAUGAGAUUUAGAUGUGACCUUGUGUUUCGUGGGGGGAGCGUUUCAUCAGCUGACCAUGUAACACUACGGAGCAACAAGCUGCAUCGUCAUGUGUCUUUCGUUGCCGUGCAGCUGUAUAAGGAAUUAAGCAGGUCAGCGAGUUAUAAUUUGUUGCAGACUCCUUGUCAUCAAGUC